AUAUAUCUAUUAUAGGUGUUGAACCUCUUUCGGUCAGAUUUUCUUUAAAUAUUAAACCCCUUUGUUGAAAUUCUGGCACUGACACUAAAGCUAGGUUGCACACAAUAAACACUUGUGGCCUGGCUGCCAUUUUAUUUAUGCACUUUUUUACCUUCGAAAAAUCAUACUACUAAUUAAUUAAAUUAAACCAUUUAGAAUUUUUUUAAAAAAGCCAUUAUUUUGAUGACGGGAAUUUCAAAAACACAAUGCAAGACGGCUGAUGAAAAAUUAGGCGCCAAAACCAGUUUAUAAAUAGGCGAGCGCCAGAAGAAAAGUGCACGUAAGGUGAUAAUCAAAGAGUGAGAGAUUCAGAAAAUGGUGUUGAUUUGCUUCGUCUUCGAUCUGCGUAGCUUAUCACCUCCAUUGCUUCGCGAUUUGAAGCAGUCGAUGUUGCAGCUCGCAAAUUUCUACGCGAUAUCGUCACCGACUUGUAGUAGUACAGGCAGUUCGAGAUCGAAACCUCUGGUCGAUCGCAUUGGACUUUGCUACGUGUUCAAAAAUCGAAUAUCUCGCACGGAUGAACUGAAGGUAGCUUAUAGUCCACGAGGCAACUUCAGUCUCCGUGAUUUCCAUCAUGCUGUGAACAAUUUGCCUUCCGAUGCCUUUUUACCUGAUUUCAAUUGUUCUAUUGCUCUAUGUUGUAGCGAUUUGAAACUUUGCAGUAUCCUAAAUGACAGAGUUUUGUACGCAUGGGGAGGUCAUGGUAAAGAUAUUACGAGAAAGGUGAUUUUGAUUAGUUCCUCCAUAUUUGAAACCCUGGACUCUGCUAGCAAAAAGGCUCUCGCGGAUGCAGCAGAUAACUGUGUUUCGGUGGAGUUUGUUUUCCUGGAGCAAAAUUCAAGCCAUCUUGUUGAUACUCCUGGAAGUAUUAACAAAUUCUUGAAGCAGAUUGGGGAUCUUGAGAACUGCUCAUUUCAAAACUAUAUUCCAGAUGGACAUGCUUUGUCUGGCUUGGUAAAGAAAUGGUUUCAGGAACUGAAGGAGGACUUGGAAGAACAGUUGCAGGCUUGUUUUGUCUUUGAGAGCAAUCUUUUAGGCUCAACAAACCAGAUAUCCUGCAACUUGUGCUCAUCUUUCAAUCAGAUAAUCGAUGAAUUUGUUCCUUGUAAGUCAUGCAGGUGUCAUGGCAUUCCAUAUGACAACCCACAAAUGAUUCGGAGCGAUAUGGCUUCUUGUCCAGUAACCGGUUUUGAGCUUGGAGAACUGGAUGUGGUUGAUAGCUCGGUGAAGAUAGGAGAACAUACGAUCCUCUAUAUGCCCUCUUUCCAAUGUUGCCAGGACCUUCAUAAAGCUCAUUUACCGAUUAACUUCAAUGUUAUUGAAAGAACUAACUUGAGAUCACUUGAUGAAGGGAUUAUUUUAGGUGCUUCCUACAUUGUUACCCCAGCCUUCUCUGAGUUGGAUGAUACUGAUAAAUCAGAGCUAAAUGCUAAACUUUUUCAAGUGCUGUGUGGUGUACUGCAUUCCCUUGACCAGGGUUUGGUUUGUUCAUCGAAUUGUAAUGUAGAAACUGCAAAGCAAACUUCCUUCCUAUGCUAUUAUAUUCUUUUACCGUCAGAGAAAGGAGUGAUGAUUCUCAGAAGGCUUGCUGGUUCAGAGGAAGUCUUGCCUGUCCCUGACAUAAUUAAUAGUGCUUUCCCAGUCAGUGAGGAUAUUGAAAAUUCUCUGCAGGCCUCUUUGCUUAAGAUCGAAUUAAGAAACUAUGAUCCAGUUCAGCACAACAGGGGCUUCCAUCAAAGACUAAACUUGCUUGUUAAAGAGAGCCUACAAUUUGGGCAUUUAUUCGGUUGUUUCAGGGCAAUACCUGCUAAGGCUAAAGAACCGAUGAAAGCGACAAACGCAUCCCUGCAAGACCCUAUAGUAGAGGAUUUAUCAGUUCAAGCCAACAAUGUGGAGGUUAUAGAAGACAACAUGCUGGAUAGCAAAUUGACUGAUGGUAAAACUGGUGCUAAAAUUACAGAAGAAUGGGAACAGCUGGUUGUAAUAGAGAUGCCAAAGAUGUCUUCUCCCACUUGUAUCUCCCAGCCGAAGUUGCAUAAGGAGGUGUCAUCUCCCCCUCAAAGUACUGGAAAACUUGAUGUCAAAACUUCGCGAAUCCUUGAAAGACUGGAGGUACCAAAACAGCUGAAAAGAAAAGCAGCUUCCCCUACAGUGUCAGCUCCCCUUACAGUGUCAAACUCAAAGCAGCUGAAAAGAAAGGCAGCUUCCCCUACAAUGUCAGCUCACCUUACAGUGCCAAGCUCUUCAGUAAAGAAGCCCCUGAUACCCUUUGGAGACAGCAAUACUGCCAGUCAGGCAAUUGUUUUGAGCCAGCCCAUGAAGCCCAACUUUCAGAGGCUGAAGAAGAAAAGAUAACUAGGAAAUCCUUUUCAAACAGAGAACUUUCAGGAUGCAGAGGUCCAUGAGGUCCGUCUUCUCAUUCGAUGUUGUUUUGGUAUAUCUAGUUUUCUAGCAUACCGACUUUCAUGAUAUAACUAAUCAUGUGCAUAAGAUGUUUUCUUAUAUCAUGCGUCAAUCUUAUCGUUCUUGAACUAUUCACGAUAAUGGAUGGUCAUGAUUACCAACCAUACCUUGCAAUAUACCUUUCAGAUUUUGAAAUGAAGAAUUUUGAACUCCUCUGUUCUACUACAACUGAGUCAAGACAUUGAAAUUUGCUAGGGGAGUAUA
Molecule: messenger RNA, 2706 nt
Organism: Capsicum annuum
Lineage: Eukaryota; Viridiplantae; Streptophyta; Magnoliopsida; Solanales; Solanaceae
Exons: 13
Coding region: 355-2394 (679 amino acids)
Source: RefSeq, a predicted model, not a curated record